AUGAUUGAAAUAGAACAGACUUAUAGAGAAGAAUUGAUUAAAAUUGAAAAAGAUGAAACUGUGAUAAAUAACGAGUUUGAUGAGUCGAAAUGCUAUAUUGAUAAGUGGAGAAUGGUAGAAAGUAAAUUAGUUUCGCUUUUAGCUGAAAAGGAAAACGGUUCUGUUGUUAAUGAAAGCUUAACUCAAAAUGCUACUAUUCGUUAUCCUAAGCUUAAACUUCCGAUUUUUGAUGGGAAUAUUAAAAGCUGGUUAGGAUUUUGGGGCCAGUUUAAAAAGAUCGAUAAUGAUCCCAAUUUAGAUGAUCAUGAUAAAUUUGCAUAUUUAUUGCAGUCUAUGGAAAAAGGGUCAUCUGCUGAAGAGUUAAUCAAAAGCUUUCCGCCCGGUGGCGAAAGUUAUAGUAAAGCUUUAGAACAACUGCAAUCGCGUUUUGGGAAAGAAGACCUUCUUAUAGAAGUCUAUGUUAGAGAUCUACUUUCGUUAGUAUUAUUAAAAAACUCUCAGCAGAAAUUUUCAUUACGAAAACUCUAUGAUAACUUAGAAUCGAAACUAAGAGCGUUAGAAGUUCUGGGUGUUGCUAGAGAUAAAUAUGCGGCGAUGUUAUAUCCUCUAGUCGAAUCGUCAUUGCCGGAUGAUACAUUAAGAGCAUGGCAAAGAUUCCGAGUUAUUAAUCGCAGUCAGAGAGAAUCUGAAAGUAGUGAGCAAAAAGAGAAAAAUGCGUCAACACAUCGCAUGGAUUUAGAUGGUUUGCUUUCAUUUUUGCUCGAUGAAAUUGAAGGUGAAGAGAGAGUAUCUAUAGCUACUCAGUGCUUUACUAAAUAUCAGACACCUAAGCCUGGGAAUGCUAAACACUUUGGUUUCAAAAACCGUGGAGAAUUUUCCAAAACACCUUCUGCUUCUACUCUAAUAGCAACAUCUGAACAAAAUUCAACUGGAUGUAUUUUUUGUGCUGGAAAUCAUGCAUCUGGUGAUUGCGUUAAAGCAAGAAAGAUGACGUCUGAGGAAAGGCAAAAAGCAGUUCUAAAUAGUCGCAGUUGCUUUUUAUGUUUAGACAGAAAACAUGUAAUAGCUAAAUGUAAAAAACGAACAUCGUGUGUGAUUUGUGGGAAGAAACACCACAUACUUUUAUGUAGAAAUAUCCAAGCUGAAUCAAAAUCUCCAGUUCCUGUUAGCACGAAUAAGGAUGAAAAUACGGAUGCAGUACCUGAACGAGAUGAAACCCUCGCCAAUUUGGCGAGAACAACAAAUGUGUUUUUGCAAACUUUAACGGUUACAUUGAAAGGGCGAGAUAGAAAGCGCCAGGCCCGUGCUAUUAUCGAUUCAGCUUCACAGAGAUCUUAUAUUUUAAAAAGCACUGCAGAUGAAAUGAAAUUUGAGAGUACAUCUAAAGAAAGAUUGAGCCAUUCAUUAUUUGGCGGGUCAUGUACUGAUGUCAUAAACCACGAUGUUUUUACAGUGUUCUUGUCUAAAACGGAUGGAACUUAUCAUUGUAACUUCAAAGCUCUUAGCCAAGAUAUUAUUUGUGGAAGUAUACCACCAGUUGCUAAUGGCGAGUGGAUUCAAGAGCUUAAAGAGAACAAUAUAUCCGUAUGCGACGAUAGUAAUGGACCAAUAGAAAUACUUAUUGGCGCUGACAUUGCAGGCAAGUUGAUGACCGGAGGAUUUAAAUUGCUUACUUCAGGCCUUGCUGCUAUAGAAACAAAACUUGGUUGGACUCUUUUCGGGAAAAAUGGUAUGCGUGAGAUCUCGGACAAUUCCGCACUGCUCGUCACAUCCAUGUUGAAUAAGGAAAUAUUGAUAUCCGAUCUAUGGUCUCUAGAUUCACUUGGAAUUCUAGAUCCAUCAGAGAAGAAAAGUAAACUGGAACUUCAAGAAGAAGCAAGAGAUCAUUUCUUGUCUACUGUAAAGGUGAACGAAGAGGGGCGUUUUCAAGUCAGCUUGCCAUGGCUUGAUAACCAUCUACCGUUAAAAGAUAACUAUGACUUAGCUGUAAAGAGAUUAGCUUCUACAGUAAAAACGACUAAAAGCUGA
Messenger RNA from Stegodyphus dumicola, 2028 nucleotides. RefSeq lists its product as uncharacterized. The record is from RefSeq and is a predicted model, not a curated record. NCBI's taxonomy places the organism in Eukaryota, Metazoa, Arthropoda, Arachnida, Araneae, Eresidae.